Messenger RNA from Theobroma umbraticum, 768 nucleotides. Its product is annotated as 3'-5' exonuclease-like. Gene Ontology annotation, cellular component: cytoplasm; nucleus. The record is from RefSeq and is a predicted model, not a curated record. Lineage: Eukaryota; Viridiplantae; Streptophyta; Magnoliopsida; Malvales; Malvaceae. Gene Ontology annotation, biological process: nucleobase-containing compound metabolic process. Gene Ontology annotation, molecular function: 3'-5' exonuclease activity; nucleic acid binding.
AUGGAAAUCUCAGUGGAGAAGAUCAGCGUCAAGGACGCCAACUACUUCUACGACGCCUACAACGUCCACGUCGAAGACCACCGCAUCCUCACCAUCGUCACCUACUGCGAGGUCACCGCUGGCAAAUGGAUCAAAGACUCCAAAAAAGCCUACAAUUCCAAAUCUCUCCCAAACACUGUCAUCGUCGGCCUCUCUGUUGAACGCCGUUUGGACGAUUACUCCCGUUACGGCCUCCGCGACACUCCCUACCAGCUCCUCCACCUGUGCAUCGGCUCCCAUUGCCUCAUCUACCACCUCCCCGACCUCUACGAUUACCGCGACGUAUCUGUGAAGUUCCUCAACACCUUUCUUUCUGAUCCUAAGGUGGUUGUUGUCGGGAUGGAGAUAAAGGAGAAGGCGAGUAAGCUGAAGAGGGACUUUGGGGUUAAGAUAAAGAAUGUGGUGGAUUUGAAUGAGUUGGCUUUAAAUGGGAUGAAGAGGGAUGAGCUUGAUUUGGGGAGGUAUGAUUUGGAUAAGCUUGCUAAGGCUGUGUUAGGAAAACACGUGGAUGUGGUGAGGCCUGAGAAGAAAAUAGAGUGGUUUACGACUGGGAAGUGGUGUCACUAUUAUUCAGAUGAGUUAAGUCAAGAGAAGGUAUUGUUUACCACUGUUGAUGCUUAUCUUUGUUUCUGGAUUGGAUCUGAGCUGUUUGAUAUGAUUCAUGGGAAUGAUUCCGCUGCUGCUGGUUCUUCCCAGAAAAAUAAGAAGAAGAAAAACAAGAAGAAAUAG